Adineta ricciae is the source of this 1924-nucleotide messenger RNA. The record is from the annotation of a GenBank genome assembly. NCBI's taxonomy places the organism in Eukaryota, Metazoa, Rotifera, Eurotatoria, Adinetida, Adinetidae.
AUGCCGAUUCAAUUACAAUUUGCUAACAGAAUACGAUCUGUUUGUAACACUUUUCGUCACGGUGCCGAUAAAGCAAUAAAAAAACAGAAAAACGAAUCUAUUCAAUUCAAAAGUAUCUUGAAGAAUCUUUACAAAGACAAAUCAAUCUUAAUUACACGGCCUGACAAAGGCAAAGGAAUCGUAAUAAUUGACAAAGAAGAUUACAAUAAUAAGAUGUUGGAAAUUCUUAGUGAUCGUAACACGUUCGAGAUUUUAGAAGUUGAUGAGACUAUAGCGCAAGAAGAUAAAUUGAUACGAAAAUUGAAACAAUUAAGAAACGACGGAUUCAUAACAGAAAAAGAAUUCAAUUUCUGUCGCCCAAGAGGCUCACAGCCAGCACGUGUCUACGGUCUGCCUAAAGUACAUAAAGCAGGAGCAACUCUUCGACCUAUAGUUUCGGCUUCAGGCACUUUCAACUAUAAACUUGCAAAGUUGUUGACCCGCAAAUUGGAUCAUCUUCGAAAAAGCGAUUCAAUCAUCAAAGAUACAUUCACCUUUGUCGACGAACUACGUACGUUAAAAUUUGACAAUUCUCGAAUAAAACUAAUUUCAUUCGACAUCACUAGUUUAUUUACUAAAGUUCCUCUAAAUCGUACCAUACAAUUAAUUCUCGAUAAAAUGUACGGACCGGAACAUACUUGUACAUACAGUGAUCUUAAACGCGAUGACUGGUGUAGUGUUUGCAAGAAUAGAUACGAGAUGAAAUAUCUACUUGAAACAACAACAAAAGAAACCAACUUCAUAUUCAACGAUAACAUCUACUCACAAACCAACGGUAUUGCAAUGGGAUCUCCACUGGGACCUUUGUUUGCUGACAUAUAUGUCAAUUAUCUGGAGGAGAGAUUGUUGCCACGGCUAAAACGAAAUGGUCUGUUGUAUUGGAAGCGCUAUGUUGACGACCCGUUUGCUAUGGUUGAGAAACAUGCCAAUGUUGACAAGAUAGUUGAUAUACUUAACAGUUUCGAUAAUGAUGUAGUAUUCACAUUCGAAGAAGAGAAUCAUAAUUGCCUACCUUUCCUUGACAUACUAGUCACCAGAUUGUCAACUGCAAAUAAUCCUGACACAUCUAUCGAUAAAUCGAUCGAAAAAUUGAAUAGUCGAUCGAAUCUCGAAUUGAAUAACUUGAUUGUGUCAACCGUAGAUGAAUCCGAUAUGUCCAACGAUAACUCGAUUGAAAACUUGAAUAGUCAACCAAAUUGUCAAUUUGAAAAAACAUUAGCAGUUAACUUGAUUGCUCCAUUCGAAGAUCAUUUAGACAUGUUUGAUAUUAAAUCAACAGAACAGCAGACAAUUGAUAAAUCCAUUGCGAAUUCGAAUGCUUUGUCCGAUUGCGAAGUGAACAUAACAUCAGCAGAUAGGUUGAAUUUGCCAACAAAUAGUCAAUCAAAUAAAACCGAUAACAAAUUCACAAGUAGCGUUCGUCGUGCUGACUCACUUCGCCCUCGACUGUGGAAGACAGAUAUACUGUCUGCGUGUGCUAUUAAUGAGGCGAAUCAAUCUAGCAACUUCACCUACGAUGAAACGGUAAAACCUUUUCCGUUCAACUAUUUAUUAACUUUCGCAAAUAAAAUAGUUUAUUGUCUUUGUAAAACAAACGUGAGGAUAUAAAAGGUCUUUAUUUAUUGUGAAUUUAUCACCAGUAACGCUGGUCGGGUACUCGCGCUGAACGCUCGGCUGAUUUUCUUCCCAUUGUACUUUUGUCAUUAGAACUACACAAAAGAUGUAACAACUCUCUCAUCUCGCAGUCGGUCGUCGGCGUCCCUCCGGUCCGCCACUCCCGACUGCUCGAUAUCGCUCAUAGCAUGUACACUUUGUCAAAUGACAGGCGCCUUUCUUCCCCACCAUUCACACACAAUUUAACUGCCUCAACACAAUCAGUAUAAAC